AUGGCUUCAUCAAGCACCCAAAGAUUCUCUUCUUCCUCGAUUUAUGAUGUUUUCUUAAGUUUUAGGGGAGAAGACACCCGCUGCCACUUCACUGAUCACCUCUACUCCGCACUGAUUGGUAAUGGCGUCCACACCUUUAGAGAUCACGAAGAGCUUGAGAGAGGAGGUGCGAUUGCUCCAGGACUCCUUAAAGCUAUUGAACAAUCAAGGAUUUCUAUUGUGGUUUUCUCAGAAAACUAUGCCCAAUCUAGAUGGUGUUUGGACGAACUGGUCAAAAUCAUCGAGUGUAGGACAGAAAGGGAACAAUUAGUUCUUCCAGUUUUCUACCAUGUCGAUCCUUCCCAUGUGCGGAAGCAAAUGGGGAGUUAUGGAGAGGCAUUUGCAUAUCAUGAAAAGGAUGCUGAUCUGAAGAGAAGGGAGAAGAUACAGAAGUAG
Messenger RNA from Vitis vinifera (wine grape), 435 nucleotides. Its product is annotated as disease resistance protein RPV1-like. Bases 1 to 435 code for a protein of 144 amino acids. Lineage: Eukaryota; Viridiplantae; Streptophyta; Magnoliopsida; Vitales; Vitaceae. The transcript has a single exon. Gene Ontology annotation, biological process: signal transduction. The record is from RefSeq and is a predicted model, not a curated record.